Siniperca chuatsi (mandarin fish) is the source of this 3586-nucleotide messenger RNA. RefSeq names its product family with sequence similarity 185 member A (gene fam185a). The transcript has 8 exons. Bases 613 to 1770 code for a protein of 385 amino acids. The record is from RefSeq and is a predicted model, not a curated record. Lineage: Eukaryota; Metazoa; Chordata; Actinopteri; Centrarchiformes; Sinipercidae.
GUGUGUGUGUGUGUGUGUGUGUGUGUGUGUGUGUGUGUGUGUGUGUGUGUGUGCAUGUGUGUGUUGUAUCUUUACAAUAACAGGGGCUAAAUGAGUAUGGUGUAAAAGGUAUAAAUUAUAGUUGUGAAAAAAUAAUUGUUUGCAUAUAUACUAUAGCUUCAACAGAGCAUUUUACAAAGUAUUAAUCUAACAGCAACUCACAUUUUUUUUAGUGUGGUGUGUGUGUGCUUCACUUUGAUUGUGUGUUUAAUUUACAGUGGCCUUCUGUUGUCUUCUUUUAUCUUGUAAUGUAUUAUGUAAAAACACAACUUAUUAUAAUUUCCAAUUCAAAUGUAAUGUUUUUUCAUUAGAGCCAUUACUAAUACCAAGGUUGAAGAGAAUUUUUUUAAAGUGAUGUUGUUAGAAGUUGAGGUUGACGCUUAUAGUCUGAAACCUCGUACCGGAAGUACUAGCAUUGUGCUAACUGUAGCACACAGACUUGACAGCGUUGUGACAGUCCAUGUUGACCGAAUGGCAGCUUGUUUAGCGAAAGUAGUGUUUGUGUAGUUAAUUAGCUGUAACAGCAGCAGUGUGAGGCGUGGAGGAGCUGGUCUACCGGGAGGUGAUAAAGAGAUGUUUUGGAGCUCAGCAGGUCAGCUGGGAUGUGUCAGACUUCUCCGCUGCUGGUCCCUCACAGUCAGCCCCAGGACACUCCCCCGGUGCUCCGCACAUACUUCACGGUUCUUCUCCAUCUCUGCCCCCGCGAAGUCUCCAACACAUGAGGAGAUGAACCAGCCUCUGAAGCAGUGGGCUCUGGAGGUGAGCCCCUUCAGCACGGUACGGGCACAGCUGGGCUGCAGCAUCUCCAUCCGCCCGCUGGACCUGCACGCCUUCCCUGAGGCUGACCGAGCCUUGGUCACAGUCCACGGGACAGACACCGAGCAGGAGGUCGGUCUGGAUCACUUACACGUCCACUAUGAUGACCAGAGCAAAGAGCUGCUCAUCUCCGCUGAGAAGGUUAACAGCAGCGUGUCGAUUGAUCUGGCUGCGCCUAUCAAAAGUAAUCUCUUCAUUACUACUCAAGGAAAAGGCAACGUGCAAGUGAAGAAAAUGGAGUGUGAUAUCUGCAAGGUGCAGACAGAGAAGGGCAACUGUUUGCUGCACUCUGUCAAGGGUCACCAGGUUGAGGUCCAGUCCCACGGAGGACAUGUUACAGGUGUGGGAACUAUCCAUGGCAAUGUGGACAUCAGCACAUGUGGGGACAGUGCAGUGGAUGUCAAGAAGCUCCAAGGCACCAAAAUGAAUGUUUCAACAGAACAUGGCCCUCUGAAGGUCAAAGCCAUCUAUGCCGAGUCCAGCUGUGUCUCCUCCUGCUCUGGGAGAGUAGAACUGGGACAUGUACACGGUAACGCCACUGUGAAGAACGUGUCUGGAGAUACAGUUAUUGAUGGUUCAAAUAGUUUCCUGAAGGUUUCCUCUCACAGCGGAGGCAUUGAUGUCUAUGUGGGAGACGGUGGCAGUGCCGAACUCCACAGUCAGGACGGAGCGGUGUGUGUACGUGUCCCUUCCUCGUUGAAAGCCGGGGUGGAGCUCUGUGGAGCUGCGGUGGAUAUCAGCCCAGAAGUUGUUCUGCAUGGAGUAGAAAACAGCACAACUGAAGGCCAAACCACAGUUACUGGCUAUAUAAAUGGAGGGUCUCCAGUGGACCAGUGGGUUAAAGCUCAGGCAGACAGAGGCUCUGUCAGGCUGAAGACACAAAGCUGGUUUGAGUCCCUGAAGCUGGGGAGCUGAGUUAUGAGUGACAUUGCAUCACUGCUCUGGGGCUUUACACUAACAGACAGAGCCAGAUAUUUACUGUCGCUCCUCAAUUGGAUGAACCUUUACCUCACUGAAGUAUUUAAAACUCUGUGCUCAGGAUAUACUGUACUUUAAAAAAAAAAGGACAUUAUGUAUCAUCCAUAGUAUUUAACAAAUAUUCUAUGUGUGUUAAAAGUCACUGUACGUACACUGAGUCUGGAAAGCAUACUGUGUAACUGCACACCAGUGUUGGUUUGGGCUGUUUUAAAUGUUAAUUAGAAACAGUUUGCUCGCUCAGAUUUUUUAAAUAUUUUUGUAUGGUAUGUAAAUACUUUUUUUUUUUUUUUUUUUUUUUUUUUUUUUUAAAUGGUGAGUCUCAAACUGUGACAAAAGCAUGGAAAGUUUUAAUCAAGAGGCAAAUUCAGUCAGAAACUUCACCUCUGCCUCUGUGCUGUCAAUUUCAAUAUACCUACAAUUUGACUAGUUUUGACCUGGCUCCAAUUAUUGAAAACCUUUUAAUUUAAGCACUAAGUAUUGAUAACUUACAACAAAUUUUCCACAAACCUCUUUGCAUAUUCCAGAAGAGCUUUAUAUCAUUGCCCCAAAUGAGAAGCAAACUGUACAGGAUGUGAACUUGUUUCCAGUAAUGAGCUUUAGUAUUAAAAAUGUAGGUCCGGCAUUAAACAAAUCCACACAUUAGAAUGUCAGUAAAAAUAAAACCAAGUGAAAUGCAGUUACAAAGUGUUAUAUAAUCAAAGGAUAAACCAACAUCGUAAUAUAAAAGAAUAUAGAUUUUUAAUUUAAAGAGCAUAAUUAAACACAUUUCUAAAGGAAAAAGAAAAACACUGAGUACACAGACACUGCAUAGACGAACCAAUGUUAAUCACAAAAUGUAGACAUUUAAAAAUAAUUACAAUCAAUUUUAACAAGCUCUGAAAUCAGACUGUUGAAAUGGUGAGGGACAGAGAGAUCAAAUUUAAAGUGCGUUGUACUUCCAUGUAUAUGAAAGUAUAAAGUUUCUUAAAUAAAUAGACACCAAUUAUGGUCAUGUCUUAGUGCUCAAGAUGCCAACUUUUGCAUCCACACAGUGGUUUGUGCUGUUGCUGUCACCCUUGGUAAAAAAUUAGUGGUAGACACCAUCUGGUGAUUGCAUCUCUGUACUUGUCCUCAAUCUGGAUUCCAAGGUUUUAAGACUGAGGUAUUUUCUCUAGUGUCUUAAGACCACAGCUGGAACACUUUUUUAAACAUCCACUUAGUUGUUUCAGAGCUUAAAACUUACAAUUGAGAAGUUGCAGACUUUUGACUACUGACUGUAUGAAAUAUGUGGAGCAAUACACACAUGUGUUGUCUUUGUACAAAUGAAAUAUACUAUAUUACAGCGAGAAAACAAUAUCAGUACUAUAAACAAAAUAAUAAAAGAUCCAAAACUCAAAAUCAAAAACUAAAAAUUCACAAAUGUUUAUGCACUGGGUAUCUAAAUUAUCUGUUAUGGGUAUCUGGGUUAUUAACCCACUAGAGCCUAGCAGGGUCAACGGAACAGGACUUUCCACUGUCAGGAUCUGAUUAAAUAUUAAGUGUGAGUGAGGUGCUGAAACAGUGCUACGUCUGAGCCUCUAUCCAGACAGGUGGGGUACAGAGAACACAGAAAGGUUAGUCUUAAUCUGAUUACUAACCAGUGAUUUGGGAUUUUAUCCAUGUGACUCAGUUUUGUGUGGAUUAUCUCAAGCGUAUCAUGCAAAAUGGUUGGUUGAAGAUGCUGAAGAUAUGUUUUGAAAUAAUGUCCCAAAGAUGAUGGUUGCUGUGAUUGUGU